GGGUUUUCGUGAUCACAUGUUCGAUCCUAUCGAUUGAAGUGAAACUCGUAGCAGCUCAGAGUGAAAAAUGCCGAGUAGAUGCGAAAUAUGCUGUGAGAUAAUGAUCGCGAUCUUGCUCCCUCCGGUCGGAGUUUGCUUCCGCCAUGGUUGCUGCAGCGUUGAAUUCAUCAUCUGCUUGCUCCUUACUAUACUAGGGUAUAUUCCUGGUAUAAUUUAUGCUCUCUAUGCCAUUAUCUUUGUUGAUCGUGAUCAGUACUUUGAUGAAUGUAGACGUCCUCUGUAUUACCAACAGUACUAACACAUACAGUGUAACUGUGUGUGUUUUCCCCCACUUUUCAUCGUGUUUGUGAUACCUUGUGUCCUACUCCUGAGUAUACAGUGGACACCACUCGAACUGUAUUCUUAUUUUUAAUUUUCAUUGAGAUUGGACUUGGUCAAUUUGUGAUUUGCAUAAUUUAUGUGAUAGCAUUUGAGCUGAGAACAGUUACUCAGAGUAUUCGGGUCCUUUGGACAGUUAUCUGGUAAUAAUGUGAUUGUUGAUUCUAUGGCUAUAUUCACGUUCUUAUGUUAUGAAAAAAA
Messenger RNA from Gastrolobium bilobum, 579 nucleotides. Its product is annotated as UPF0057 membrane protein At4g30660-like. NCBI's taxonomy places the organism in Eukaryota, Viridiplantae, Streptophyta, Magnoliopsida, Fabales, Fabaceae. The transcript has 2 exons. The record is from RefSeq and is a predicted model, not a curated record. Gene Ontology annotation, cellular component: membrane. Bases 68 to 298 code for a protein of 76 amino acids.